AAUAAAUUCGCAUUAUUGAUAUGGGGAAAAGUAAAAAAGAAAUUGGCAAAAUUAUUAGUCCGAUACUUGAAAAACUGGUCAAUAGACUCUUAGUCAUCAAACCCGAGGACCCUAUCCCUUACAUGAUUCAGCAUUUAGAAGACUCUAUUGGCUCAGGCGCCAAGCCUCUUAACAAGAGAGAAUCAGUUGAGCUAGCUAAGCUAAGAAAGCAAUUUCAGAAUCUUAAAAAGAAAGACGACAUGGAAGAAGACUCCAAAGUCUCAGAAGAAGAGGCUAGCAGCGAUGAUGAGGAUGACUAUAUUGAUGAGCUUCCAGAAGUAGCCAAGGUCCGCAUGAGCGGACCUGCCAGAAACUCUGUCAGUCAAGAGGUAUACGGCAUCUUUAAUAAAAAGCAAGACUUCAUAGCUAGAGUUAUAGAGAAAUCAGACGAAAUGAAGCAUAAGAUUAGAGAAAGAUUACUCGAGUCCUUCAUGUUCGCAAACCUUGAUGAAAAAGAUCUCUGCAUUGUUAUCGACGCAAUGGAAGAGAAGAUUUACGAAGAAGGCGACACAGUGAUCAAGCAAGGGGAUGAUGGUGCUGAGUUAUUUUUGGUCGGAGAAGGCCUCCUACAAUGCUUCAAAGAAACAAAAACUACAGAGGUUUAUCUUAGAGAUUAUGAGCAUGGAGAAUCUUUCGGUGAAUUAGCACUUUUAUAUAAUGCACCAAGAGCUGCCACUAUUAGAGCCAAGUCACGGUCUAUAUUGUAUUCUCUUGACCGGGAUACUUUUAAUCUCAUCGUAAAAGAAAGCUCUCAAAAGAAGAGGGAUAAAUAUGAGCAGAUCCUUAAGAAAGUGAGCAUCCUCGAUAGUGUUAGUGCUUAUGAGAGAUCUCAAAUAGCAGACGCAAUUAAAGAAGAGAGCUUUAAGGAUGGAGACAUGGUUAUCAAACAAGGUGACCCUGGCAGCAUCUUCUACAUGGUCUCAGAAGGAGAAGCCAUUGCUAUGAAAAAGUUUGAUGGCUCUGAAGAAGAAAAAGAAGUAAUGAAGUACAAUCCUGGAGAUUACUUUGGUGAGCUUGCUCUUUUAAGAAACGAGCCAAGAGCAGCCAGUGUUAUCGCGAAGACAGACUUGGUAGUCUUAAAAUUAGACAGACUUUCUUUCAAACGUAUGAUCGGUCCUCUAGAGGUAAUCUUGAAAAGAAAUAUGGAAAUGUACAAAACAGUUGUGUCAUCAUAAGAUUUUGGUAAUUUCGCAAAUAUACUCGUUCAAGUGCUUUA
Messenger RNA from Moneuplotes crassus, 1255 nucleotides. NCBI's taxonomy places the organism in Eukaryota, Ciliophora, Spirotrichea, Euplotida, Euplotidae. The record is from the annotation of a GenBank genome assembly.